Molecule: messenger RNA, 3742 nt
Organism: Ictalurus furcatus (blue catfish)
Lineage: Eukaryota; Metazoa; Chordata; Actinopteri; Siluriformes; Ictaluridae
Gene: st14a
Product: ST14 transmembrane serine protease matriptase a
Exons: 19
Coding region: 316-2904 (862 amino acids)
Biological process (GO): acrosome reaction; proteolysis
Cellular component (GO): membrane
Molecular function (GO): protein binding; serine-type endopeptidase activity
Source: RefSeq, a predicted model, not a curated record
UUUUUUCACUCUCGCGCAGGUAGAUGAUAUGUUCCGGGUGUCUGCAAAGACAAAUCUUAUUUUGGAGUGCUCGUUACAUUUCUUUAAACGAAAUAUCUCUUAAUUUACAGAGUGUACUUUUUGGUUAUUCGUAUUUGUGUCGUUUGUCUUUAACAAUUGCGUUUUAAUUCAAAAGACUACGACUUUUUAUUUGUUUGGGGCCGUAUACGGUACUCGUUUCACCUGUCGUCGUCAACGAACCGGAAGACUGGUUUGACGACUGGUUUGACGACUGGUUUUACUCGACCUGAAUUGUUCCAAAAGGAGUGCAAUCAGAUGCGUAAAAGUGAUCGAGGAACAGGCGGGAAACAAGUAGCAAAAUCGGCAGAUCUCCUUAAAGUCAUGGACCCAAUGGAUGCAGGAAUGCGUUACACCCCCAAAUCUUCGGACAAGGACUGGGACCAAGCGGUCACAUUUCUGCCAGCAACAGAUUCCAAAAAGCUGGAGAAGAAGAAACGCCCAGGGAAGACUGGUGCCAUUAUUGGCAUAGUCAUCUUUGCAGCUGUUGUGGCCUUGAUGACUGGACUUCUUGUAUGGCAUUUCCACUUCCGGAAGGACACCAAGGUGAAAAAGAUGUACGCUGGCUCUAUGAACAUCACAAAUCAGGACUUUAAGGAUGCUUAUGAGAACCCCAAUAGUACAGAGUUUCAGGCCCUGGCCAACCAGGUAGCAGCUCAGUUAAGAGAACUCUACUCCAGGAUUCCCCAGCUGUCUAAAUAUUAUGUUGAUUCUUCAGUGCAAGCCUUCAGUGAAGGCAGUGUAAUAGCAUAUUAUCUGUCAGAGUUCCAUGUUCCAUUGUCUCAGGAGGAUGCUGUGGAUAACACCAUGAAGACCAUGGAUGAAAUGAUAAAGCACAAGGAGCGGCGUCUAAAAGACUCAACAGGAAAUCUGAUGUUUAAUAGAAUAGAUACUUCAGCUUUAGAUUCACGGAUGUUUUCAAAACCUUCGUAUUACAAGUAUGCUGUGCACACCAGGCCUAAUGAAGUCAUUGAUAUCAUGUCACCUGGGUUUCCUAACUACCCAUACCCACAAAAUAUGCUUGCGCAGUGGCAAUUGCGAGCUGACCCUGGCCACAUCAUCAAGCUGGAAUUCACCACCUUCAAUCUGGAGGAAAACUGCAGGAAUGAUUUUAUGAAAGUAUAUGACUCGCUGGUGGCAAUUGAAAGCCGGCUCAUGGCUGAGAAAUGUGGACACUACUCUCCCAAUAACCCACUCGGCUUCAUCUCCUCUGGAAAUGUGAUGCUGGUGACUAUGGUAACCAGCGAUAUUGGGGACUAUCCUGGUUUCAGAGCACAAGUGUCUCAAGUGGCUGGGGGCAGUACUAGAGCAAUGUCAUGUGGUGGAACUCUGACAGGAACCUCUGGAACCUUUACAUCACCAAACUAUCCGAAAUAUUAUCCAACGCUUAUUAGGUGUGAAUGGAAGAUCCAGGUGGCAUCUAAUAUGCAUGUGAAGCUGGUCUUCUCUAAAUUCAUGAUGUCUCUCGAUGGGGCCUGUUUGACGGAUUAUGUCCAGGUCAAUGAUGAAAAGCUUUGUGGUGAACUACCUUCUUCCACCAUGCGAACCAGCAACUCGAACCAAAUGAUUGUAGUUUUCUACUCUGAUGCAUCCUAUGUGGAUCGAGGCUUUAAUGCAACCUUCAUGGCCUUUGAACCCAGUAACCCAUGUCCUGAUAAGUUCCUGUGCAACAAUAAACGCUGUGUCAGUUCUGCCCUGCGCUGUGAUGGCUGGAAUGACUGUGGAGACAGUAGUGAUGAGAGGAAUUGCCACUGUAACUCUGCCAUGAUCAGCUGUAGGAAUGGUCUGUGUAAGCCGAUGUUCUGGAAAUGUGAUGGUAUUGAUGAUUGUGGGGACAAAACUGAUGAAAUGAAUUGUGCUGCCUGUAAAACAGGAGAGUUUGUAUGUGGAAAUGGUGUCUGUAUCUCAGAGAAACAAAGGUGUGAUGGGAAAAAUGACUGUGGUGAUAAAUCAGAUGAAGCAGACUGUGAAAGAUCCUCUGUAUGUCUGGAAACUAACUUCAAGUGCAGGAACAACCAGUGCAUUAGUAAGCAGAACCCAGAGUGUGAUGGAGAGAAGGACUGUACUGAUGGGUCUGAUGAGGACAAGUGUGAUGUAUGUGGAAUGCGUCCUUUUAAGUCCUCGCGUAUUGUGGGCGGGCAGGAUUCAAUGGAGGGGGAGUGGCCUUGGCAGGUCAGCCUUCAUAUCAAAAACUCUGUGCAUGUGUGUGGAGCAUCAAUCAUUAGUGACAGCUGGCUAGUCACUGCUGCUCACUGCGUACAAGACGAACCCAAAAUUAGGCUCUCUCAGCCAAGCUCAUGGGAGGUGUAUCUGGGCCUCCAUACCCAAAAGCAGACGGAUAAAGCAGAAAAGCGUUACCUAAAGAGGAUCAUUGCUCACCCCAGUUACAAUGAAUAUACAUUUGAUUAUGACAUAGCUCUCAUGGAACUGGACAAAGCUGUCGCUUUCAGAGACACCAUCCGACCCAUCUGUUUGCCAUCCUCCUCUUAUAUCUUCCCUGUGGGUAAAUCGGUGUGGAUCACCGGCUGGGGGGCCACCAGAGAAGGAGGCUCUGGUGCAACAGUGCUGCAGAAAGCAGAAGUUCGCAUCAUUAACAGCACAGUAUGCGAUACACUGAUGAAUGGGCAGAUCACGUCACGUAUGACAUGUGCUGGAGUACUAGCAGGAGGGGUGGAUGCCUGUCAGGGUGACUCAGGUGGUCCUAUGUCUAGCUCUAAUGCAGUUGGGCGAAUGUUUCUGGCAGGCGUGGUGAGCUGGGGUGAUGGAUGUGCACGUAGAAACAAACCGGGAAUUUACACCACUGUCCCCAAAUUCCGUGCCUGGAUUAAAGAGCAAACAGGAGUAUAAUUGCAGAGAAAAAAGAUUAUGGGUAUUUUAGGAGAACAGAGUUACCAGUUAAUUAGUUACUUAGUGAAGCACAUUGAUCAUAUAAUGUUAUUUGUUCUGUUUAUGUGCUUGGAAGGACAAAUUGAGAAGAAACUAAGAUGCUGUUUAGAGAUGUUUGAUACUGAGGCUGUCUCUGAAAUUAGGUCAGUGUUGUAUUUGACCCACAGCAUGAUGAGCCUGUGUCUAUGAAACAGUCUUUUAAUCAUCCCUGCCCCCAAAAUGCAUACAAGUCUCUUUGUUGAUUGAAAUGUUAUACAGCAUAGACAACUGUUUUACAUUUGUAUAUUUAAUUAAAUGUGAAGUACCAGGCUAUGUUUUUACUGUAAAUAGAUUUUUAAUGUCUUCUUUUAAAUUUGUUUCUUAAUAAUGAAUUGCUUGGAAAAUGAAAUUAUUUGAUAUGUUCAGAGUUAGGAUUAUAUAGUAUACAUUUCUUAAUUUCUAACACUCUGGGAUCCCUAAAUACACAAAUAUACACUAAAAUGUGACUAAUGAUUUUUCUUCUGACAUUCUUUUUUUUUAUUAUUAUAAAUGAUUUAUAACCAAAGCAUAUUGGCCUAAUUUUCUUUCAAAGUUGGAUUAAUAUGCCAUUUUUGGGUGAUUUGUGAUUUUAAGAAAUGUGUUCAACGGUUUACCAAUUUUUGUGUGUUUUAUUUUAAUAUUAUUUUUUCUUUUAUUUAUCAUUAAUUUCUUCAGGUUCUAAUUCUAAAUGCAAAAAUUACUGUUUUUAUUAAUUUACUUGCUGUGCACAAGACAAGUGUUUUAAAGGCAUGUACCUUAAUAAAUGAAGCGUUGUCCUUUU